Molecule: messenger RNA, 2513 nt
Organism: Cotesia glomerata
Lineage: Eukaryota; Metazoa; Arthropoda; Insecta; Hymenoptera; Braconidae
Product: ATP-binding cassette sub-family G member 4
Exons: 11
Coding region: 446-2362 (638 amino acids)
Cellular component (GO): plasma membrane
Molecular function (GO): ATP hydrolysis activity; ATP binding; ABC-type transporter activity
Source: RefSeq, a predicted model, not a curated record
CUACUGGAGCCAGAUAUUCCGGAAAUAAAAAUAAAAAUUGCACGAAUAGAUAAAUGAAUAAUCAAUUCACAGAACAGAAAUUAUAACCAAGAAAAAAAGCGAUAAUAGUAGGGGUAAAAAGAUUUGAAAUAAAAAUAAAAGAUAAUUAAGGAUGAUCAAUACAUUUGUUCUAUAAUAAAGUGAAACACAAUAAUGGACUUUGAUUUCAAGUACACGCAACAACCUCUCAGCGGCCUUCGAUCUCAAUUGAUGCGUUGGAUUUAUCAUUUUAGACCUAAAGAAACUCACUCGGUUACUAUUUAUCUAAUCUAAUCGUACAUCAACAUUCUCAAAUGAUUUAUUCGGAAUCAACCAUCUCAGCUAAGCGCCCACACCACCGAAAAAAUCGUUGACCGCCGGAUUAUUCCCAACUAACAAAGAAUCGACAACAAUAAACAAUAGAGACAUGGAAGUUUUGAUGAACGAAGCCGCAAAUGUACCGCAAACUUCCCCCGAUAGAACGGAUUCACAAUCAAGAUUCGAUAAUUCCAACCCGGAUAAUUGCUUCGGCAAUGAGGAGUCUUCUUUACGGAAGACGAUUAAAGAACACCAGUCGGCUGACAUUUCUUUUGAAAACCUUCGCUACAAGGUUUCAAUUGGAUUCCGUCAGGGAACGAAAGAAAUUCUUCAUGGAAUAAACGGAAGAUUGCCGGCAAAACAACUUAUCGCUAUCAUGGGUCCAUCCGGAGCUGGAAAAUCUACAUUGCUUGACAUCCUUUCCGGUUAUAGAUUAACUGGGAUUCAAGGAACUAUUAAAGUUAAUGGCGACAUACGUGAUCUCGAUACAUUCAGAAGAACUAGUGCCUAUAUUACUCAAGAUGAUCGCCUCCAACCUUUACUAACUGUGUUGGAAAACAUGUGGGUGGCUGCCGAUUUGAAAUUAGGAACUAAUAUUACCAAGGAGACUAAACUGUCAAUUAUUGAAGAAAUAUUACUUACUCUGGGAUUAAGCGAUCAUCUUAAUACUAGAUCGGAUAGGUUGAGCGGUGGCCAGAAGAAAAGACUGUCGAUAGCAUUGGAAUUAGUCAAUGACCCUACUGUGAUGUUUUUAGAUGAACCUACUACAGGAUUAGAUAGUUCAACAUGUAUGCAAGUAGUUAAUUUACUGAAAUUACUAGCCAGGCAAAAUCGAACGAUCGUUUGCACGAUUCAUCAACCGAGCGCUUCGCUAUUCCAGCUUUUUGACCACGUACUAAUACUAGCCAAAGGUACAUGCUUGUACCAAGGAGCAACAGGUCAAUUAAUUCCAUUUCUGGAGAGCGUUAAGCUUCCAUGUCCAAUGUAUCAUAAUCCGGCAGAUUACGUGAUUGAAUUAGCUUGCGGUGAAUACGGUGAUGAUAAAAUUGAAACUCUGGUGAAUGCAAACCAAAACGGGAAGAAUGCUCAGUGGUUUAGCAACACCAUCCCCGCGAUUGAAGAGCUAAAAAAGGAUAAAGCUAAUGGAAUCAAGCGUGGAUAUAUUUUUAAGAAGAAAUCUUUGCAAGCUACUUCGCAGCUUCAUCAACUGAAAGUUCUUCUCUAUCGCGGAUAUAUCAAGUGUAAGCGUGACUCGACUUUGACGCAUUUGCGUAUCAUCGUAAAUAUCUUCACCGGAAUAAUGCUCGGUACACUAUUUAUACAAGCCGGUAACGAAGGGUCUAGAGUAUUGGAAAACUAUAAUCUUCUUUUCGCUAUUUUGAUGCAUCAUAUGAUGACUUCCAUGAUGUUGACUAUUCUUACUUUUCCCGCGGAGCUCAACAUAUUGAAGAAAGAACAUUUCAACCGAUGGUACACUUUAAAAAUGUUCUAUUUGUCAAUAACAAUAAUAGACAUUCCAGUAACAUUUAUAUGCUGCUUAUUAUUCUCUGUGAUUAUUUAUUUAAUGUCUGGGCAGUUAUUGGAAUUCCAAAGGUUUAGCAUGUUCUUUACGAUAAGUCUGAUGGUUGUUUUUGUUGCUCAAAGCUUCGGUCUAAUGAUCGGAGCUGUUUUUAAUGUUGUUAAUGGAACAUUUGCUGGGCCAACAUUGUCGGUACCGAUGAUGAUGUUCGCCGGGUUUGGAGUGACUUUGCGCGACCUACCAUCUUAUUUAAAAUGGGGUACUUACGUAAGUUAUUUACGGUACGGUCUUGAAGGCUACAUUGCUGCAAUAUAUGGCCAAAAUCGAAAAGAUCUUGAAUGCGUUGAAGUUUACUGCCACUACAAAAAACCUAAAACCUUUUUAAAGGACAUCGCAAUGCGAGAUGAUCAAUUUUGGAACGACGUUAUUGCUCUCUUAGCAAUGCUCAUUAUCACUCGAACUUUCGCUUACUACCUUCUCAGAUGGAAAUUAAUAUCUUCUCGAUAGUUAAUUACAUUUAAUAUUUAUUUUAAGUUAAUUAAUUGUUAAUCAAAAAAGAAAUUGAUUACCUCAAUUUAAAUCACCAGUUAAAAAAAAAAAAAAAAAAAAACUCGUGAGAAAGAUACUCAUAAAUAACUAUAUGAAAAAUAAUGAUUUA